GACGUGGAAGCUGAAGCUGGGGUUGUGGGAAGACCUCCGGAGCUGGAAGAACCCUGGACUGGUGCGAGGUGCGCGCUGUGCCCCGUGAGGGGAAGGGGACCAGGCUAGUUUUGGUGUCAAAGAACAUUCAAGAUGGCUGCAGCAUCAGGGAAGGGAUCUAUACGAAAAGCAAAAUCAUUUACUAUAAAGACAUCGCUAAAUAACCCAUAUGCUAUCAACUGGAGUGCUCUGGAAAGAGAAGAUAUGCACUUCAUAUUACAGACACUGGAAGAAAGAUUUAAACAUGUUGGACUAAAAAAGAUUGAGAAUCCAAAGAAGAAAAAACGGCCUUUUUCAAAAAGACAAACCAAAGAAAAAGGUGCUGUUGAUAAUGAAGAAGUUCCAAAGAAAAAAGAAACAGAAAUUAGCCAGAAAGUACCAGGAUGGACUCCUGUACAUAUCAGGAAACAACUUGCUAUUGGGAUUAAUGAAGUUACCAGAGCUCUUGAGAAAAAUGAACUUCAUUUAGUCCUAGUGUGCAAAUCUGUCAAACCCGCUAUGAUGACCUCCCACCUGAUUCAGUUGAGCGUCAGCAGAGCUGUACCAGCUUGCCAGGUUCCUCGCCUUAGUGAAAGCAUUGCACCUGUUAUUGGUUUAAAGUGUGUUCUAGCUCUGGGUUUCAAAAAAAACACCGAAGCCUUUGUUGAUGAACUAAAAGCUAUAAUUCCCAGGGUACCUAGUUUACAUGUGCCAUGGCUUCAAGACAACACUAAAGAUUCCCUGGAAGAUACAGAAGGUGAAACUUUGGAAAUCCAAGAUCCAAGUGUUUUAGAAACCUCCUUUGAAGAGCUUACUAAAAAUAAGCGAAAACUUGUUGAAUGUCAGCAAGAUACUUCUGCUGUAACUUUACAGCCCCUAAAAAUAAAGAAACUGAUUCCAAAUCCCAAUAAGAUAAGGAAACCACCAAAAAAUAAAAAAACUACUUUAAAAUAACAUGUGAAACAUAAUUUGUAAAGC
Messenger RNA from Vombatus ursinus (common wombat), 996 nucleotides. It is a transcript of the gene RPP38, whose product is annotated as ribonuclease P/MRP subunit p38. NCBI's taxonomy places the organism in Eukaryota, Metazoa, Chordata, Mammalia, Diprotodontia, Vombatidae. Gene Ontology annotation, cellular component: ribonuclease MRP complex; fibrillar center; nucleolar ribonuclease P complex. The transcript has 2 exons. Gene Ontology annotation, molecular function: ribonuclease P activity; ribonuclease P RNA binding. Gene Ontology annotation, biological process: tRNA 5'-leader removal. The record is from RefSeq and is a predicted model, not a curated record. The coding region runs from base 133 to 972 and encodes 279 amino acids.